Molecule: messenger RNA, 1172 nt
Organism: Hypanus sabinus (Atlantic stingray)
Lineage: Eukaryota; Metazoa; Chordata; Chondrichthyes; Myliobatiformes; Dasyatidae
Gene: zcchc17
Product: zinc finger, CCHC domain containing 17
Exons: 8
Coding region: 71-823 (250 amino acids)
Biological process (GO): RNA stabilization
Molecular function (GO): RNA binding; zinc ion binding
Source: RefSeq, a predicted model, not a curated record
UCCGGAUUGAGUAAGAAUCUUUACUAUUGGUUCUGAUGGCAAAGGUUGCAAGAUGGUGGUGACUGGAUGAAUGGAACUUCCACUUUCUUCCUACUGCAAAAAGAUGGAGGACGUGCCUGAGAUGUACUCAGUCUCCCAGGGCGAGGUUGCAUCUGUAACAGAAUAUGGAGCAUUUAUUAAAAUUCCUGGUUGCAAACGGCAAGGUCUUGUCCACAAGUCGCAAAUGUCAGCAAGUCGGGUGGAUAACCCAUCGGAGAUUGUUGAUGUUGGAGAAAAAGUCUGGGUUAAAGUAAUUGGGAAGGAGGAGAAGGACGGCAAAGUCAAGCUUUCUCUGUCAAUGAAGUCUGUCAAUCAAGGAACUGGAAAGGACCUCGAUCCAAAUAACGUGGCUCUUGACCAGGACGAGAGGAGAAAACGCAAGUUCAAAGAUCUUACCACACAGAAGAUAACACUUGAAGCGGUCCUAAACACGGUUUGCAAAAAAUGUGGAUGUAAAGGGCAUUUUGCAAAAGAUUGCUUCAUGCAGCCAGGAGGCGUUAAGUAUAGCCUGGUUCCUGAUGAUGAAGUGGAAUUAGCCAACUGUUCCAGCCAAUCUGAGUGUCCACCUCCAAAGAAGAAAAGGAAGGAGAAAGAAAAGGAACUGAAGAAGGACAAGGGAAAGGCAGCUUCUUCCAAAUCCCAUUCUUCAGAGACAUCGGACACAGACAAUGAGCAGGGCCGUGCAGAUGUGAAAACGCACAGGCAUUCAAAAAAGACUCGGAAGUCACACAAGAAGAAGCACAAAAAGCACAAGAAACAUAAAGAAUCCAAAAAGAAGGAAUAGGCCGGAACUGUAGAAACCCUGAAAGCUGAAUUUUGUGAUUGGAGAUAUUGAUAACGCUCAAGGAAGUUAAACUGGCGACUCUCUCCUACCUUGUUAAGGAUGUAAUGCAUUGUACAGUAUUUGGUUGCAAGAUACAUUUGAAUACACAAUUUUGUUGUAAAAUAACAGUUGCAAUAUUUUACUGUUUUUGUAGAAUGAUAUGUCUUAAUUUUUCUGCUGAAAUAUUCCCAUUUCAGUUCCUACAAUUUAUUUUUCUUGGAUGGCCAAAUAUUCCAUCUUUAGUAUUGGAUUUACAACUGUCCUAUAGUGAUGUGAAUAGAAAUCCAUAUCCUAUUAAAAGUCCUUUGUU